Punctularia strigosozonata HHB-11173 SS5 is the source of this 2000-nucleotide messenger RNA. RefSeq lists its product as uncharacterized. The transcript has 5 exons. The record is from RefSeq and is a predicted model, not a curated record. The coding region runs from base 73 to 1776 and encodes 567 amino acids. Lineage: Eukaryota; Fungi; Basidiomycota; Agaricomycetes; Corticiales; Punctulariaceae.
GCGAUGGCUAUUUGGCGCACCUUAAGACGCUACCACAGCUGCGCGUUCCGGCUCUCAUAAACGCGGAAAGCCAUGAAUCCAUCCGGCUCACCCCACCACGACACCACCAACGACCUCUGGCGCGAGCCCAGCAGCUGGCUUUCGCCCGACUCGCCCAACGCAUCCUUUGAGUACUUGACUGGCACCUCGUCUGCCCCAGGAUCACCCGCGGGAUCAUCCCACCACACGCCGGAGGGUAGCAGACCAGCGAGCCCGCAGACCUCAUUUCUCCUCGCGGAGCUGCUAGACUACAGUAUGCCCGCCUUUCAACGAGCCGAUGCCGGCGCGGGGCCCACCCUCGACUUUGGGCCCGACGCGACCUGGAUGCCGAGCGACGCUGCGAUAACGAGCGAACUGGCGAACGCGCUGGGAAGCACGGCGGGCGGCGGGUAUGUGGGAUCAUCUCGUCCCGGCCAUGGACGUCAUCAGUCGGAAGACUCGCCGACGAUCAUGAUACAGCCGCCGUCUCGGGCAACGACGAUGCUGACUCCGCCCGACGCCGAGUACGCCAACUCGUACGGCGAAGGCAUGAGAUGGAUGCAAGGCUCGCAUCAGCAAUCCUACACGUACGAAACCGAGCCGUCACAGUCGGUCUAUUCGGAUCCGCACGGCAGUCCCCAUUCCAUAUAUUCCGACCUGGAACCCAUCGACCUCUCUCUGGACACCAGCUUCGAAAGGACCGUGCUGAACCAUCAGCAGGAGACCCCGGCAUCCGCGGGAACCCCGACACAUCAAGUAGGCACCCCGACACAUCAAGUAGGCACACCGACUCACCAAGCAGGCACCCCGACUCACCACUCUCCGCUCACUCCUCCCGAGCAAUCGUACCUACUCGACCAGCCCAUCUCGCUCCCUGACGACUUCGGGGGAGCGAACGUCCGCCGAAGUCGGUCUCUCACCGACAACCUCGGUCGUAUCAAGACGGACGUCAUGUACCCUCUCGACGCCUUCGGUGUCCCCAUGGAUCCCAACACCUACCUCACCCCCAGCGGGCAGAGCCUGCGCGGCCGAUCGCAGUCGCUGCGCGAUCCCGCCGGACGCGGACGUGGCGCCUCGAGCGGCUCGCGCUCCUCCCACCGCACGAGCCCCUACAACAGCCGACCCACGAGCCGGGGCCACAGCCCGAGCAGCGACAGCAGCCUCCCGCCCGACGGGCCGUAUCAGCACGUGCUGCCUGCCCAGCCGCCCGCCAGCGGGUACUGGAGCUCCGCGGAGAUCCCAGGCCUCAGCAACGGCACGAUGCACGCGGGCCUGCCCAUGAGCGCGCACGUCCACCCUGGCAUGCGUCCGCGGGGGCUCUCGAACCCGGGCCCGGUGCGCAUGCACGGCGAGUGGGGCGUCCCGGCGCCUGAUAUGUAUCGAGGCAUGGGUGGUGGCGGCGGGGUCGCUCCCGCGUCGAUCGGGCUCCUUCCCCCGGACCUCGUCAAGCCGGUGGUCAUGACCGAGGGCAUCGCGGAGGCCGCGCGCAAGGCGCGCAAGAAAGAAGCCAAGUUCAUCUGCAGAUUCUGUCAAGCCGGCCUUACGACGCGCAUCAACCGCGACAACCACGAGAAGGCGCACCAAGGCAUCAAGGAACAUAAAUGUACUCAUUGCGGCGACGAGUUCACACGCAAGGCGGAUCGAGACCGACACGUCCAGAAGAUGCAUAUCAGGCCUGCAGCCACGAGCACCAAGGUGGAGCUCGGCGAGCCCGCGAAGUCCGGUACCAGCCAACCGGCGACCAAGGAUGAGCGAUAGCACGACAUUCGAUAUACACCAUGUACUCUUACGUGUCUCUUUCUCCCUGAUCGAUGUUCUUCCGUGUCCGUGCGUUGCUUCUGCGUCCUGUCUCGCCCAUUGACUAUUGCCGUCCAAUCGCCAUGAAUUGUCGUUUGUUUUUUCGUCGUAGCCACACAUAUUCGUCUUACCUUCGGAAACCUCCGUACCUUCGUCACCUGCCUGCCCAUCUCCUCCAAAUACCC